CUUCUGUGUGUAUCAUUUUAUGCACUUUCACCAAAGAUCAUUGAUUACUAGCUCCCUCUCUACCCUCUCUGCUUUCACCUUACGUUCACUUUACGAUCAUGGUAGUGGUAGGCUUUGGUAUGGUAAUAAUGAAAGAUAACUGAAGCGAUGGUCUGAAUUGCACAUUUUUAUUCUUUAACACAUUGUAACGAGAUCACUCGGAACAAUCGAUCUUUGUAUCACAGAAUGUGUCGACAAACUGUAACAAUGCUGCAGGUUAAAGGCCACCAUGCGGGCAAAGAUAAUUUUAUAACCUCUAUGAUAUCAACACAAGAUAAAGCAACCGUCUCUAAUAUGGGCUGCUGUCAAUGGAUUGUCAGUUGUCGAAAUCGCUUCUGCAUUGGCUAUUCUGUCACGUCACGUGGGUAAGCGUGCCAAAAACAGGUCUAUUUAUAAUAACCUCGCCCUCGCGAACUGGUAGACUGUCAUAACUUCUCAAAAAUGGCUGACUUUUUGUCUUUGGACGAGGAACUAAUUUGUGCAGUUUGCCAGGACAUAUUUGUGGAACCAGUAACUUUGCCAUGUGGACACAACUAUUGUGAAGAAUGCGUCAAUCAGUUAAAAAGAUCAUCGACUGAAGAGGAUGAAUCACAUCACUACACAUGUCCACUUUGCUUAGCGCCGUGUGAUGUGCGAAUAGAUUUUAAGAAGAAUAUCGUCCUCCAUAACAUCCUGGAAAAGUACCACCAAAGUCGACAAAGUGGCCACGAUUGUAGCAUUUGCAAGGGCGAACAGAAACUUCCUGCUGAAAAGACAUGUCUGAACUGUGAGGAGUCCUACUGCACCCUUCAUAUUAUGCCACAUUUUGAGAACAGUAUUCUUCGACAACACGUGCUAGUAAAUCCUAUAUCCAACAUCAACAAACUGUGUAAAUCACAUGGAAAGGAACUUGAACUUUACUGCCAGACAGACCACGCUGCCCUGUGUGUGUACUGCAUGUUGCCUUCAGAGGCCAAACACACAGAAGGGCACAGUGUCGUCAAAUUGUCAGAUGCAACAGCAAAUCUGAAGGAGAAUUGCCAAGCCAAGCUUUCUGAUGUAAGAGGCAAUUUGUCAGAAAUAAAACAAUGUCUGGCAGAUAUUGAGAACACUGCAUCCACUUCCAAGCAUGUCCUUUUAUCUUUGUUCCAAACUGACUACACACAGAAGAAACUUGAAGAUCAACAGGUGGACUGCACAUCCUUGCUCAGGAGGAUCAAACUGUUCCUAGACUUUGAGGAGCAAGCUUGGCAAAAGCGGUUCUCGGUGGACCUGGUUCAGGAGAGCAGGAAUCUGAAGCACAGGGUAGAGAGGCUGAUGAAGAUGAGGGGAAGGCUGGUAGAGGCACAGGAGGGGUUACAACAGGCUCUGGCCAUUCAGGACCCACUGCUGCUACUGCAGACGUCACAGAACACUGACUGGGGAGACCUUUAUGAGGGUGAGUCAUGUAGUCGUCAGAUCCAGGAGGUGAGGGAGUGGCGAGGACCAAAGCCUGUUGCCUCUGCAAAGAUCAUGCCACUGUUCCAGACCCUGAGGGGGACAUUUUCCGGAGAUGAUAUCAAGCUUAACCCACAGUCAGCUCAUCCCGGGUUAGAGUUGUGUGUUGCAAGUGGCUCACUGUGGUUGUCUAAGAACAAGGAACACUCAGGUGGUCCAUACUCUGUUUUGGGCUGUGAUGCCUUCAGAGAUGGAGUGCACCAUUGGGAGGUCAUGGUUGCGGAUGUCCCUGGUUGGACAGUGGGCAUCUCAUACGCACCUCCUCAGGGUGAGGUGGCCAGUGCAGCAUUUGGCAGUGAUGAUGUCUCCUGGGCCUUGAGCUAUACCCAAAGCAGAGGCCAGUUCUGUGCUGAACAUGGCUGGUACAAGUUCUGUUUCACCAACCCCGCUCCUGGUUUGCCCAGCCGAAUUGGGGUGUUUCUGGAUGUGGACAGUGGCAUCCUGUCAUUUUAUGAUGCACUGAGACUGGAGCAUCUGCAUACAUUCUACUGCAGUCUCAACGCACCUGUCUAUGCUGCUUUCAGUAUUAAUGUGGAACCAGAGGGAGAAGGCCUUACCAAGAUCAGAGUUAUUAACCCAGAGAAGAAUCAGUGAGUUAGUGGCAACAUAAUCAUAAGUGAAAUAUUGCAGAGUUUGUAUAGUUGAAUUGAAUGCAUUUCAAGGUGCUUCAGUGAUUGUGAUUUCUGUAUUGGAAAAAAAACAACAACUGGGAUUUUGACUGGAGUGUGCCUUGCCAUGUUUUCAAAAUGUAUGUCUAGCCCUUAGUCUGGGUGAAUCCAGAAAAAAUUGCGAUCGCUUUUAAAUUGGCAGUUUCAUCUGGGAAUUAUUCAAUUCAAACUUUCGAAAACCCAGGAACCAAUCACAACUUGGUUAAUCCUACAUGAGGCAGGCCAUAUACGAUGACAGAUUAGGAAGUAUGCAAGGAACCAGUGUGAACCAGGGAUCAGGAUUUGGAAAGUUAGCUUCAGCCAGUUAGCAUCAUUGCUGGCUACCAGCAUCUGUAAAAAUGGCAUCCAUCAUGUACUCACCUUCGGCCACAUUUUCACAAACAAGCCAAUUAGCCACCAUACUGAUGGACACGAGUAUGUUGCCAAUAUAGAUUGCCAGUUUCCAAGCUGGGAGGAUCAGCCAAUCGACAUGGACAACAUAGUUUGUGGCCAUCUGUAAGGUGGCACCAAAUUGGCUUGAUUGUGAAAAUGUUUCCGGAAAUGAGCAUGCCAUGCCAAUUUCAAAGAUGGUGGCAGACAGUCAUUAUUUUGGCUGAAUUAGAUAGCACUGGUGUUGAAAUGAAUGUGGCUGGAACCUUUCUCCCUCUAAUCUCCCCAGCUCUGCAUAAUUAUGCCUAUAGAUAUGUCUGUGGUGAUGGUGUCAGUAUUAAACCACCUAGGCUUGGAUCUUCUUGGGAAUUGAGUAAAUGAUUGCAUUUGAAACCUUUUGUAACCUUCUGUUAAAGCUUUUUGCUAUAUUACAGUAUAAUGUUCAAUUUUGUAUUUAAAGGUACACUAUGCAGGUUUAGGUAUUUUUGGCGACUGUAGAGUUCCCUCUAAAGUUGAAGUUGCAUGGCUGGUUUUCUCGGUAGCGACUCGCUACGUCUAUGCUGUAUAGCUAUGCUAGGUGAACGAUCCACCUAUUACAAGUUUGUUAACCAUCAAAUUGGCUUCGUAAAGGUGAAAAUCUUGCAUAGUGUACCUUUAACCCAGCUUAUCAGUCACCAUGAAUGUAAAAUGCAUGGUUUUCCUAUUUUUUAUAAGAAUAAACUUAUUCUUCAGAGUUAUGGUGAAAAAUA
Alosa alosa (allis shad) is the source of this 3301-nucleotide messenger RNA. RefSeq names its product E3 ubiquitin-protein ligase TRIM41-like. The transcript has 6 exons. The coding region runs from base 481 to 2109 and encodes 542 amino acids. The record is from RefSeq and is a predicted model, not a curated record. NCBI's taxonomy places the organism in Eukaryota, Metazoa, Chordata, Actinopteri, Clupeiformes, Clupeidae. Gene Ontology annotation, molecular function: protein binding; zinc ion binding.